AAUAAUAAUAAUAAUAAUAAUAAGAUUAUUAUCAUCAUUACUAUACUACUCUCAAUUGUUGUCAAGUGACAUUAAAUAUCUAUCAAUAGUUUUAUCAAACAAAUGCAAAAAAAUAUUUAACAAUGAACAAUAAUUGGAAUAUUGAAAUUCGAACGCAAAUUUAAACGACACAAUAUGAUUUACAAUUUGGUAUUUGGAAUUUUUGUUAUUAUUCAAAAGUUAUUCAAUUAAACCGAUCCAAAGUGUGUGUGUGUGUAUGUAUUGUAUUUAUGGUAGUUUUGUACAUAUGAAUAUUUUAUCAUUAAUUUGAAAACAAAAAAAGCGAGACAAAACAUCGAAAGUUUAUAUUUACAUAAUGAUUCAAAGGAUUAUCAUGAUUCUAUUAUUUUUCUAUAUCAUUACGGAUAUUAAUUAGUAACUUAAAGAACAUUGCAUAGAACUGAGUACUAUCAGGACAAUACAAUUUCUGAAAUUAUAACGAAAACAUUUUCAUUAGUUUUAACUAUAAAAUUAUGAACAGUGAAAUUUAUGGUGGCGAAACACUGUUAGGAUUGUUUAGUCCACCAACAGCUGGUCAGUUAUUACCAAAUUUAUUAUUAUCACCAAACGAAUCAUCCAACUCAUCAAUUGAUGUUCAUAAAUUGGCUAUGUCAUUAAAUUCCAAUUCUACACAGGGAAUUUCUAAUAUGAACAAAAUUAAUAAUAACAUUUUGCAACCUUUACAACAACAACAAACACAAAGACAAAAUCCUUAUGAAUAUCAAGAAUAUUUUUCACUAAGAAAUUCGUUAAUAGGUUCAUCAGUUACAUCAAGUACAACUGCAGCACCUGGAACAGUGACACCACCAACAACAAUGAUAAUAAAUGGUAUGCCUCAAGUAUCGAAUUCACUGGAACAUUAUUCACGAUUUCUUAAUUCUCGUGUCAAUUCUACUAAUGUUAAUAUCAGUGAUGGUGGCAGUAAUUGUCCUUAUAAUAAUGAUACAGAUGAAAAUGGAUUAGAUAUGAAACAAAAUAUUGAAAAGAUUAAAAGUCAUCCAUUAUUCCCCUUACUUGCUUUAAUAUUUGAAAAAUGUGAAUUAGCCACAUGUAUACCAAGAGAUGAGAAUUCCAAUAGUUCAGUUGAUGUUUGUUCAUCUGAUUCAUUUCAAGAAGAUAUAAGUAUGUUCACGAAAGAAAUGGCUUCUUCAAAUCGAUCAAUGUUUACUUCUGAACAAGAAUUAAAUUUAUUAAUUAUUCAAGCGAUUCAUGUGCUUCGGUUUCAUUUACUGGAAAUUGAGAAGGUUCAUGAAUUAUGCGAUAGUUUUUGUUCACGUUACAUUACAUGUUUAAAAGGUAAAAUGCCAUUGGAUUUAGUCUGUGAAGAUAGAGAAUCUGCCGCUGAUUCUACAGGUUCAGCAACAAGUCCAUUUUUAAAUCGUUCAUCUUCACCAAAUUUAUUUACUGAUCAAAAUGAAUCAUUAAUAAAUAGUCAACAGAACAAUUCUAAUUUGUAUAGUAAUAAUAAUAAUAAUGGCUCUGUGCAAAAUGGAUCAUUAUCACUUUCAAAUCAUCCUCUUCAGUCAUCAUCAUCUGCGUCGCUUACGCCAAAUUCAAUUCCUCACCUACAAGAAUCUUGCUUAUUUAAUUCGGAUUCAUUAAACAUUAUGCAAACAUUCAAUCGUACUAAUAACAAUAAUAAUAGUGUAUCAACUGUAGAAAAUUUUAAAACUAUUCUGUCUAAUGAAUUUGAACAUAAUCAAAUUAUUAAUUCUAAAAAUAUUGGUAUUACUGCAGAUUCGUCCAAAUUAAACUUUGGUUUAAAUGGAUCCAUGUCAUCAUCAUCCACAUCAUCAAUGGGUUCAACUUCACCUAAUGCACAAGUGUCAUCUGUGAGUCGCAACCAAACGGGAUUAAGUGGAUUAUCUAAUGCCACGUCUACUGCAGUUAUCCCAACUUCCAUAACUGCUGAAGCAGUUACUAUAACUGGCAUUCCCACUGUAACCGAUUCAAGCGAAAGCAGUUCAAUAGAAUCAUAUUCUGAUUCACAAGUUAAUUCUCAUUCAAAUUUGGCUCAAGUUUAUAUGAACCAGUCUAACUUUUACAACAUAAAUUCUCAUGAUGGUAAUAAUACAUGCUCAACUAUUAUUAACAAUACUAAUACUACUUCCACUACAACCACGUCUAUGAGUAGUAAAAUCCAUACAAAUGAUAUUGACAAUGAUAGUGCUGUAAUUAAUGAAGAUUCUGAUAAAUCAGUGAAUUUCCAUACAAAUCGGUUUGAUUAUUCUCCUCAAUCAUUAUAUACGAAUUCUUAUUAUAAUCAAUAUUUUUCACAAUAUAUACGAGAUAACAUUCCUUUGAAUAGUAUGUUACCAAAUAUGAAUGACACUCUAAACUAUACAGAAUCAUUAAACCAUCACAAUAUUAGUAGUAAUCAUACAAAUAGGAAUUAUGAAUAUUCUAAUCCUUGUGGAUUUUAUUCAAAUUUUUUCUUAAAUCCAAAUAAUAAUAAUAUACAUUCUGAUGAUAUAAUUAGUAAUUGUUCUACAUCUUCGACAAAAAUGAGUUCAACAAAUUCGUUACCUUAUCAUCAUCACCAAAAUCAACAUCAUCAUCUCCCUUCUCAUCAUCAGAAUACUCAGCAGCAGCAGCAUCAGCAUCGACAGUAUAACCAAUUGCGUAAUCAUUAUCAUUCAUUACUUAAUGAUGCAAUAAGUAAGGAUAACUGUAAUGAUUCCAAUUCCGUACAUUCUAUGCCAAAUUGUUCAUCAUCAACAAUGAAUUCUACAAUUCAACCGCCUAAUUUUAUUGAUCCUUAUAUCGAUGUUUCUGAUGAUGUACAGUCACGUUCACAUGAAACAACUCAUCUACAACAUGAAACUAAUCAAUUAGAGCAUAGUCCAAACUCAAUACCAUAUUUACAACAUGGAUUACAUUCUCAUUAUCCAGUACUUUCUAAUAGUUCGUCAAUUUCAAUAGCAUCCACAUCGCCAUCAUCAUCAUUAUCUACAUCAUCAUUACAAUAUCACAAUCUUUAUCAGUUACAACAUUUUCCAUCAAAUCAUACACAUUCAUCUUUAUUACAUAAUUCACAAUAUAGAGGAUAUCGUAAUAAUUGUAUACCACCAAGACCAGCAUCAAGAAUUCGACAUACAAAAGCAUCUUCAUUGAACGGUUCAACCCGUAGUGAUAGUUCAUUAAAUGAUGAUAUACAAGCAGAUAGAAUUGGGAUUAAAUCAAAUGAAUUAGGAGUAGAUGAAACUGGAUCACAAAAAGAUGUCAUGGAAGAAUUAGACUCGGAAACUAGAAAUGAUUUAAAAAGGCAGAAAAAGCGUGGAAUAUUUCCAAAAGUUGCUACAAAUAUCAUGAGAGCAUGGCUUUUUCAACAUUUAACACAUCCAUAUCCAUCGGAAGAACAGAAGAAACAAUUAGCUCAAGAUACAGGAUUAACUAUUUUACAAGUAAAUAAUUGGUUUAUUAAUGCACGUCGAAGAAUUGUACAACCUAUGAUUGACCAGUCUAAUAGAGCAGGACCACAUGGUUAUUCAAUCAGUGAUAAUAUGCCCCCGUGUAUAGACUAUAUGGAAGGUGGUCCACCAUAUUCAGCUUAUACCAGAGCAGCUCAAGCUGCAGCCGCUGCAGUAGCUGGAUUCUCAAAUCAUCCUACAUCAAAUGAUGUUUAUUUAGCCGCUGCUGCCGCAGCCGCUGCAGCUUCUGUUGGUUUUGGCAAUAGUUCCAUGUUAAACAAUUCAUCAAGUCAAGAUAAUUCGAUUCGAUUCCCUACUAAUAAUAGUCGUAGUGACCAAUGCGUUGGUGAUAUUUCACCAAAGACUAAUGGAAUAGAUUCACUUGUCAUGCCAACAGAUUAUACGCUACCAGAUCGUGUUAGUAUUGUAAAUAAUCGUUUGCCCCAUAAUUCAGUAUAUUCAGAUGACAUAAAUGAAAUUCCUUCGAAUUUAUCUUCUUCAUCAUCCACGUGUAAUAUACUAACAAAUAAUCCAUUUAAUAGCUCUGGUGUAGAUUAUACAACAGUAAAUAGUGCAUACAAUAAUAGUAAUACUACCCAUCAUCAUCAGCAGCAGCAAAAUAAUCCUCGUUAUUCCACUGUUAUGCCAUGUUCUAACUCUUUUGACGCAUCAAAUGGAUAUUCAUUAAAUCAUCUUUCAUAUCAUAAUUAUGGUUCCAAUAGUUUUGAUACAAUGUCCACAUUAUCGACAAAUUAUAAUACUAAUCUUAUACCAUCGCAUUAUAAUACCACACCAACAACCACAUAUUCACCUAAAAAUUAUCGUAUCAAUGAUACAGACAGUAACAGUUUUAUAAACUCUGAAGAUAUUUUAACGACUACUAAUAGUUCAAUUAUUCAUAAUAGUAGUAUGUCAGAUGAUACAAUUUUAGGCAUAAAUACUGUUACUACACCAUCACCAUCAAUGACAACAUGUAAAAAUAACGAUAUAGUUGAAAAUGAUGGGAUUAACAUUUAUUCAACUUGUUUAGGUACUAUUGGUUCAACAAAAUAAUGAUUCUUCAAAAAUAAAUAAAUCUGGAUCAUUUGAAGAAUAUUUCAAAUAUUUUUUUGUUGUUGUUAAAAAACCUCUUUCAUUUCUUCUUGAUGAAUGAAUGUAAAGUUAUUUUUUUCUUCUUUUCCUUGACUUCAACAACAACAGCAACAACAAAAAAAAAGACAAAACAAAAUAAAUGGGCAAAAAUCCGAGGUUUAUUUCCGGUGUUUGAAUAAACAGUAGAUUUGAGUAAAACAUAAAUAAACAUAUGGAAAUGAUAUGUAUUAGGGAAAAGUGAAAAAAAGGGGAAUAAUUCACUUACACGUAUAACUAUUACACACAAACACCUGAAUGUACUUGAAACAAGUUAUAUGGAAACUUAUGAUUUAUUUGUUUACUGUUGAUUUUCAUUUAUAAGAGAUCUGAAAAAAAGUGUUUCUCUUCUCUUCUGUAUUGUUUUUUUUUUGUAUUCAUAUUAAUUCAUCAUAUAGUUUAUUGUUCUUCAUUAAUACUAAUCUGACAGGCAUGCUUACCUUACUUAAUUGUAUUUACAUUAUUCAUAAUCGAAGUUCUAAAAAACCAAAACAAAACCAAAUACCAGGACAAUUCAUUCUUUCUAUUCUUAUUUACACAAUUUAUUUUAACUUUCAAUAAAAUAAAUAAAUAAAUGAAAAAAAAAGAUUCGAACAUAAACUGACUGAACUGUAAAAGAACUACUACUAUAUACUUAUUUUUGGAUAAGUUAAAAGAUAGACAAAGACAUUUAGACAUUCAAACAUAUACAAAAUUACGUUCAAUACAGGGUAUCAUUUGUUCUGAAUUAUUUUACCUUCAAAACCAGCUUAUAUAUACAUAUAUGAUGUUUUUGAGAUGGAGAGGUAGACUUCUUCAAUUCAUGCCUUCUUCAUUGUCUUUUUUCUUUUUCUAUUUCUCAAAUUUCAUUUUUCUGAAACAGGUUUCUUUCUAAAACCUAUCUGAUAUGUUAAACAAUAAAAAUUCUAAUAAAAGCAGUAAUGAUGUUCAUAACAAUAAUAUUAUGAUAAAUUUUGACAAGGGUAACACACAUUAACCAAUAAAAAUUAAUUGAAUUAUAAUACAGUUUUCAGUUUUAAAAU
Molecule: messenger RNA, 5599 nt
Organism: Schistosoma bovis
Lineage: Eukaryota; Metazoa; Platyhelminthes; Trematoda; Strigeidida; Schistosomatidae
Source: the annotation of a GenBank genome assembly